Notothenia coriiceps (black rockcod) is the source of this 350-nucleotide messenger RNA. RefSeq names its product exportin-1-like. The transcript has 2 exons. The record is from RefSeq and is a predicted model, not a curated record. Gene Ontology annotation, molecular function: nuclear export signal receptor activity. Lineage: Eukaryota; Metazoa; Chordata; Actinopteri; Perciformes; Nototheniidae. Gene Ontology annotation, cellular component: cytoplasm; nucleus. Gene Ontology annotation, biological process: protein export from nucleus; ribosomal large subunit export from nucleus; ribosomal small subunit export from nucleus. The annotation marks the transcript as partial.
CCUCGUCUCUGCAGGUGCACACGUUUUACGAGGCGGUCGGCUACAUGAUCGCCGCUCAGACAGACCAGGCGGUUCAGGAGCUUCUGAUCGAGAAGUACAUGCUGCUGCCCAACCAGGUGUGGGACAGCAUCAUCCAGCAGGCCACCAAGAACGUGGACAUCCUGAAGGACGCGGAGACGGUGCGUCAGCUGGGCAGCAUCCUGAAGACCAACGUGCGCGCCUGUAAAGCCGUGGGCCACCCGUUCGUCGUGCAGCUGGGGCGGAUCUACCUGGACAUGCUCAACGUCUACAAGUGUCUGAGUGAGAACAUCUCCUCAGCUGUCCAGACCAACGGUAAGAAGUUCUUUAUU